CUCAUUCAAGGAGUAGGAAGCGGAGCAAGGGACGGGUAGCUCGACAAGCUGCUUGACACAUUUGCCGUAGGAGGGAAAAGGAAGGCAUGAGAAAAUGCGCGAAAAGCAAUGAGUUCUUCCGUCGCUUUGCCCAGCGGGUCACUUUGCUCCAAAUUGCAACGUACAAACACACACAGCAAAGAAAGCAGAUUCCUCCGAAAAUGACCGAACAGGCGGCACGGCUACAAACGCACAACCAGGAGAUGGUAAAGUGCCUCAACCAGCUGCGCGGCCAGCAAACGGCACUGGAGGAAAAGAUCGCCGCACAGGAAAGGAAGAAGGACUCGCUGAGCAAGGAGAUGGAGAAGCUGCAGCGCACACUGGAGCAGCUGGAAACGUCCAUCGCGGAGGAUACGAAGGCGCUGAACGAUUGUUCGAAACGGCUCACGGAAACGGAGAAUGGCUACGCGAAGGUGGUGGACACGCUGCAGCUGCUGCUAAUGUCCGCCAAGGAGAAGGUCAACACCACUACCCCAACUUCCCGGAGCGUCCACAGCGAGAGCAGCAAACACUCGAGCUAGGAUCACAAAUACACCAAAAACAAUGCAAACUGCGCCGUUUAAGUUUAAA
Anopheles arabiensis is the source of this 609-nucleotide messenger RNA. Its product is annotated as 13 kDa deflagellation-inducible protein-like. The transcript has 2 exons. The record is from RefSeq and is a predicted model, not a curated record. NCBI's taxonomy places the organism in Eukaryota, Metazoa, Arthropoda, Insecta, Diptera, Culicidae. Gene Ontology annotation, cellular component: centrosome; ciliary basal body. The coding region runs from base 87 to 560 and encodes 157 amino acids.